AUGGUGGCAGAUCUUGGAAACACCAUAGACUUUCUACAUCGUGUCCGAGCGUUGAAAGUUCGUGGAGCGAAAGGCUAUGUAGGCACGUCGAAUAUUGUGUGGAACUCACUUUCAUACAGUUUACACUUCUGUAAAAAUUUAUUGGCUCUUUGGAAUGCGAGUGGCGGCCUGCGCCCAGUAGCUGCGACGUGUCUUCCAAAUAGUUUGUCUGUAAGUGUUUUUGCUAGGUCUUUUCUACUGGCACUCACGAUCGAGUACUGCCGUUUGUUUGAACAAGAACAUUGGCAAUGUUUAGAAGAAGUUGACUUUUCGUUCAAUGAUCUUAAAGGGAUUGAUGAAAGUGUCCGUUUACUCGGUAGUGUGCAGAAAUUGAACAUUAGCCACAAUAACGUAACAGAGAUUGGUGGAUAUUUGCAACAUCUCACGUGCCUUACGGAAUUGGACUUGUCAUCGAACGGAAUAACGUCAGUGCACAAUCGGAAAAUCAGUCUUUCACGAAUGUACUCGCUGGAAUAUCUUGAUUUACGAAACAAUGCGAUCGAAACAGUAGAGGCAGUCUAUCCGCUGGGAUCGUUACCGUGUUUGGAAGCUCCUCUACUUGAAAGGCAACCCUGUUCGAAAGCAUUUGGAGAAAGGAGUUGGGAGGUCAAGUUAGACGGUAAAGCACCGGAUGAUCGCGAGCGAGAUACGGUCAGACUUCGACUGGCUUUGCGUCGUGCAAGGGAGGAAAAAGAGGAAAAGGAGAGGAAGCGAAGAGAGAAGAUAGAGGAGAAAAUACGGUAUAUAUCAGGUGAUGUGUGUCGAUUCACAGAUGAGCUGGAGUCGAGCUAA
Ostertagia ostertagi is the source of this 831-nucleotide messenger RNA. The record is from the annotation of a GenBank genome assembly. Lineage: Eukaryota; Metazoa; Nematoda; Chromadorea; Rhabditida; Trichostrongylidae.